This is a messenger RNA of Microthlaspi erraticum, 375 nucleotides long. NCBI's taxonomy places the organism in Eukaryota, Viridiplantae, Streptophyta, Magnoliopsida, Brassicales, Brassicaceae. The record is from the annotation of a GenBank genome assembly.
AUGCCACUUCCACCAGUUUGUUCGUCUACUCUCACAAUGGUGUUAAAUUCCCCCACCAACCACCACUGGACUGAUAUCUUGCGUCUAAAGACGUUCCAGGGAGAGCUUUGGUCACAUGGACCAACAACAGGGAAAGCAGAGAAACAGGCAAAGGAGCUCGAUCGAGCUCCACAAGACUCGAUCGACCCACGAGUCGAUCGAUCAUACAGAGGUGAGUCGAUCGACCUCUCACGCUACGAGCUCGAUCGAUCCCCUGCGUGCUACCCACUCGAUCGAUCCCAUGCAAAGGGAGUAGCUCGAUCGAUCCCAUGCAGAGCGACGAAGCUCGAUCGAUCCCGUUCUGUCUCAGCCGUUCGAUCAAUCCCGGUCAGAUGA